Molecule: messenger RNA, 8265 nt
Organism: Marmota monax (woodchuck)
Lineage: Eukaryota; Metazoa; Chordata; Mammalia; Rodentia; Sciuridae
Gene: Dcaf10
Product: DDB1 and CUL4 associated factor 10
Exons: 8
Coding region: 78-1514 (478 amino acids)
Cellular component (GO): Cul4-RING E3 ubiquitin ligase complex
Molecular function (GO): protein binding
Source: RefSeq, a predicted model, not a curated record
AGUGUCGGCUAGAGCUGGAGCGCCGAGGUGUCGGCCGGCAGGACAGCGGCUGGGAGCUGGGGGCGGGGGUGUUGGUCAUGUUUUCUUUCGGGCCCCGGAGCCCCAGCGGAGACGCGGCGGCCGGAGCUGAGGAGCCGGCGCCCCACGGGGAACAAACGACUACCGCCAGGCCGCCCUCUCCCGCUGCCCCGCCCGUGCCUCAGCAGCCCGGGACUGACGCGGCCCCUCCCCCGCCGGCCGCCCGGAGCCCUCGCCGCCUUGGCGCUCCCCCAUUGCCCCCGGCCGCGCGGGCGGGAGACCUAUCGCCGCCGGGGACUGUGGAAUCAUCUGCCGCCUCCGCCCUGGGAGAGCCCUCACCUCCUUCCCCGUCACGCCGACGUCCCGGGCAGGACUGCAGGGCCGGGAGCCGGGGUCGGCACGGCGUCAGCGCGGGCCUGGGCGGCCCUGGCGCCAGACUGUUCGGGUGGCUGAGAGAACGCAGCCUGGGCCGCGGGCUGUUCGUGGACCCGGCGCGAGACAAUUUUCGCACCAUGACUAACCUCUAUGGUUCCAUCCACCCUGCGGACUCGGUGUAUCUCAGCACCCGCACCCACGGAGCGGUCUUCAACCUCGAGUACUCGCCCGACGGGUCAGUUCUGACAGUUGCUUGUGAACAGACUGAAGUUCUCCUGUUUGACCCUAUAUCUUCAAAGCACAUAAAAACACUUUCUGAAGCUCACGAAGACUGUGUAAAUAAUAUCAGAUUUCUUGAUAACCGGCUGUUCGCUACCUGCUCUGAUGACACUACAAUAGCAUUAUGGGAUCUGAGAAAAUUGAACACCAAAGUAUGCACUUUACAUGGUCACACUAGCUGGGUGAAGAACAUCGAAUACGAUACUAAUACAAGACUCUUAGUAACAUCAGGAUUUGAUGGAAAUGUCAUUAUUUGGGACACUAACAGGUGUACAGAAGAUGGUUGUCCACAUAAGAAAUUCUUUCACACUCGUUUUCUCAUGCGAAUGAGACUAACACCAGAUUGUUCCAAAAUGUUGAUCUCAACAUCCUCUGGAUAUCUCUUGAUUCUCCAUGAUCUUGACUUAACAAAGUCUUUAGAAGUAGGCAGCUAUCCCAUUUUGAGAGCAAGGAGAACUACAUCAAGUUCAGAUUUGAGCACUUCAUCGAGUUCAGCUGGUCCCAGAGUUUCCGGUUCACCUUGUCAUCAUAGUGAUUCUAAUUCAUCUUCUGAGAAGCACAUUUCACGAGCCUCCCAAAGAGAAGGCGUUUCACCACGAAAUAGUCUUGAAGUCUUAACCCCUGAAGUACCUGGUGAGAGAGACCGUGGAAACUGCAUCACAUCCUUACAGCUGCACCCCAAAGGCUGGGCCACUCUUCUUCGGUGCUCAAGCAACACUGAUGAUCAGGAGUGGACUUGUGUCUAUGAAUUCCAAGAAGGAGCUCCAGUGCGACCAGUCUCACCUCGCUGUUCCCUACGACUGACUCAUUACAUUGAAGAAGCCAAUACAGGUUCUCACUAAGUUGUUGAGACUGGCCUCAAACUUGCAAACCUCUUGUCUCGGCUUCCUGACUCACUGGGAUUACAGGUAUGGCUCUGAUUCUUGACUCUCCUGCCUCCCUAUUUCACUUACAGUGAAUACCUUGGGUUCACUGUAUCUUUAAGGAAAUCUUCCUAUUUUAAGGCUGGUUGUGAGCAAACAAUUCCAUCUGCAACUGUAAUUACCCCUUGCUCUGUAACAUCACAUACUCACAGGUUCUGGUUAUUAAGUAUGUGGAUGUUGGUUGGGGGAUUAUUCUGCUUGCUUACUGUGUGCUGAUAGGCUUAGUGUUCUGCUCCCACUUAGUUUUUCACAGCAUUCCUUAAUCCUUAAAGCAUUCUUAUGUAGUAGAUACUAUUAUCCCCAUUUUAUAGAGGAAAAAAAAUAAGGUUUAAAAGAGAUUAAUUUACCUAUAAUCUUCAGAGUUAGACUCAUGCAAGUCUGAGUUCAGGCCCCAACUUUCAAUCACUGAUUUGAUAACUUGUUGAGAAAUUAUCUACUGUAUUUAGCCUGUUUUAGAACACUAUGAUUACUGAUGGUCAUGCUUGCUUGCUGUAAGAGAAACGUAUUGUAGCUUUACUAAAUUCUAGUAUCAGCACAAAAAAGUUGGAAAGCCUCUCCCUAUGUGGUCCACUAAUAUUUCAAGAGUUGCCAUCUGAGAUAUAAAUGCUUUUCUCCCCCAGAUCUGUUCCCUGUGGGGGUGGGUUAUUUUUAGUUUAAAGCUUAAAACUUUCUAAGCUUUGGGUCUCUCUCUCUCCCUCCCUCCCUCCCUCCCUCCCUCCCUCUUACAAUUUUUAAAAACCUGUUCUUUUUAGAUAUAUAUGACAGUAGAGUGUAUUUUGACAUAUUAUACCUACAUAAAAUAUAACUUAAGUUUCUCUCUUGAUCUGAGUGGCAUCGACUAAGAAACCCAUACUCAAAUAGUCGUUCUAUAUACUGGGAUAAUUGUGCAAUUUCCUGGCCCUUGGUGAAAUAAAUACAUAUGUAUUAAGGGAAAUCACCAGUAAUCAAUGAUUAUCUUGAGAAGGGUUAGAAAAGUAUGCAUCAUCUUAUGCUGGGGGCAUAGCUUGUGGUAGAGCACUUGCCUAGCACAGGUGGGCACUGGGUUUGAUCCUCAGCACCACAUUAAAAAAAAUGAACAAAAUAAAGGUUAAGUUCUUAAAAAAAAAAAAAAAGAAAAAGAAAGGAAAAGAAAACAAUGCAUCAACUCUGUUUUCCAGCAUUUCCUGGUGAGUAGCGUGGACAGACUGCAUGUUUGCAUUUAUAUUCUAGGAUAUCUUAGAUCUCAGAAUCAGGUUCUUAUUUUUUUUUUUUGCCUUUGGUACUGAGGAUAGAACCCCGAGGGGCACUUACCCACUGAGCCACAUCCCAACCCUUUUUUAUGUUUAGUUUAGAGAUAGCAUCUCACUGAGUUGAAGCAACUCAGGGCCUCACAACCUUGCUGAGGUUGGCUUUAAACUGGUGGUCCUCUUGCCUCAGCCUCCUGAGCCACUGGAAUGGUAGGUGUGCAACACUGAGCCCAGCUCAGAAUUGGGUUCUUAUUUGACUCCCUUUCCCCCAUAGUAGCACUUAAGACAGUGGCCAGGCCAGGCCAGGCACAUGCCUCUAAUGCCAGCAACUCGGGAGGCUAAGGUGGGAGGAUGAUAAAUUCAAGGCCAGCCUUAGCAACUUAGGCCCUAAACAGUUUAAGUGAGAUCCUGGGUCAAAAAAUAAAAGGGACUGGAGUCUAUGUAGCUCACUGGUUAAGUAUCCCUAGGUUCAAUCCUUAGUACCAAAAAAGGAAAGGGAAAAAAAAUAGUGGCCAGUAUUGGGGUCCUGCCUUAGUUUCAAUCGGAAAUGUACCCAAAGACCCAUGUUUUAAAGCUCACUGUAUCAUUCAGGAGAUCUUCUGGGAGAUGGUGAUAACUUUAAGAGAUGGGAACUAGUUGAGGGAAGUUAUGUCAUUGGGGGUAUGCUCCUGAAGAGGAUAAAUUGGCUCCUAAUCCUGUUUUCUGGCUGCCAUGAGGUAAGUGCUUCCCUCAGUCAUGUGCUCCCACCGUAAGGUGCUGCCUCACCACUGUGGACUGGACCCUCCCAAACGGUGAGCCCACAUGAACUCUCCUCUCUGACUUCCUCUUUUGGUGGUGUUGGGGAUUGAGCCCUGGCUGCUCUACCACUGAGCUACAUUCGCAGCUCUUUUCUUUUUCUUUUUUAAAUCAGGCUUUUUUCUCCCAUGCCUUUUCAUUUUUAAAGACAGGGUGCUGCUAAGCUGCCAAGGGUGGCCUCAAAUUUAGAAUCCUUUCACCUCAGCCUCGGGAGUAGCUGGGAUUUCAGGAUAAGGCACCAUCCCAGCCACUUUUUCUCUUGUUAAAUCAGUUUAUCUCAGGACUUUGUUUCAGUAAUGGGAAGCUAACACAGGCCCCAAACUGCUUCUCCUUGUUCUUGCACCAGGAAUGAGAAGCACCUGCUGUGGGAUUGCAUUAAUUUGCUCUGGCUUGAUCCUGGUCAUGGAGUACUAUUCUCAUUCUUUGAGGAAGAUUCAUGCUCUUCCCUCUCCCACCCUACCCCACCCCACCCCUUUGGGGGAAAGUCUGAGCUUUCCUUUCCUGACAUCCACCAGACUUGUCCACUGAGUUGUCCUCCAGGUGCCUCCCUUCCAGCAGAGGGUGUGAGAAGUGAUGCUCAAUUCUAGCAUGCAUGAGCAGCACCUGGGGGAUUUGCUCUACCACAGGAGGUUAUGGCUAGGUCCAUAUCCAUUGUGUCUGACGUCAUAGGAUUAAGGGGGAGCCCUGAAUUUUGUCUAACCUGUUCUAGGCUGAUGCUAUAAGAGAAAUGUAUUGUAGCUUUACUAAAUUCUAAAAUUUAGAAUUCUGAAAACCAUGGAUAUUUAAAAAAUGCAGUUACGGCUUAGAUUUCUCAUGAAUGAAAUGUGUCCUUGGAAGUCAAUUAGAAAACAGCUUCCUAAGGUUGGUAGUGUGGAUCGUUUGUGUCCCAUUGGCUACCGCAUUCCAGUACCUUGACAGGUUGGCACUUCUUCAGCUGGGGCUAAGCUAUCCCCAGUUGAACAUGUGAUUGAAGUUACUGUGGAACAGACCUGGUGCUCUGUGGCUUCCAAGUCAAACAGAGGAAACAGCAACACACACUCCCUGAAAGGAGCUGUAGAUAGCGGCCCCAGUGGCUAACAACCACAAAUUCAGAAAAGGAACAACUGACACUUUAACCAGGGCAUACACAAUUCAAACCAUUGAGGCCCUGGCCCUGGGUUCUAUCCCCAGCACUGCAAACAAACAAAAAACCCCCCAAUUUUUAAAAAUAGUUGUUUCAUGAAAGUCAUUUAAGUUAUGGAUAUGAGAGUCUGCUGUAUUGGCAUUACAUAGUAAAGGCCCUUCUCAAGAUUAUUUUUUGUUGGGGUAAAAUGAAGGAUCCAAAUCUCAUUGUGAAAGGAUUGCUUUUUAGAAGUUACAUACAAAUUAUCAAACCUAACAUGAAUACAUUGCAUUUAUUCUUUUUUUUUUUUUUAAAGAGAGAGAGAGAAUUUUAAUAUUUAUUUUUUUUAGUUUUCGGCAGACACAACAUCUUUGUAUGUGGUGCUGAGGAUCGAACCGGGCCGCACGCAUGCCGGCGAGCACGCUACCGCUUGAGCCACAUCCCCAGCCCUGCAUUUAUUCUUAAGAGGGUGUUACCUGGGUUUUACUUGCAUGGGUAACAAAUGUAUUUAAUUCACAGAAGAAUUUCCUGGUAUUUGUUGAAAGUUUCAGUGUCUAGUCAGGUGUUAGGUAACUCUCCACCCCUAGGGCAGUUUUAAGAGAGAAUGAAUUAAAAGAUUAGUCUGUGUUUUACCCAACAGCCCUGUCAAAAUCUUGGGGACAGUCUGGGCCUAAGGGGAGACUGCUAUAGCAUUAUCAUUUCUGGGGAAGAUAAGUAAGUCCCUAGGUGAUCAGCCUGUGUUCCCUUUUAGCAAGUCUAUUUCUGUAGUACCCUAUAAUUUCAUGGCAGUGUGACUAGCAUACUACAAGAACUGAACACCUGAUACUGUAUUCUGUAAUAAACCCCCUAAUGAUUUUCUAACAUUAUGAAAAUGUUCAAACAUACAGCAAUAUUGAAUUUUACGGGGAGCCUCCAUUUACCAAGGUUCUUCAUUAACCUUGACUAAGCUUGUUGUAUCAUUCAUCUACUACUCUAGCCAUCCAUCAAUCCAUAUUAAUUUUUUAUGUAUUUUGGAUAAAAUACUGACAUCUGUACCCAUCCUUCUAAAAAUCCUCAGUACAUAGAAGUACACAAAUAUCAAUUGUACCUUGGCAAAGUUUAGACCGGUGAAUUCCAUCUCAAGAUAUUAGAGUACUACCCUCCUGUCCCUUCUCAAUCGGUCCUCACUGUCCAUUUUUUUUUUUUCCACUUUAGAUUUGCCUCUUAUAGUAUCAUAUAAACAGAAUCAUACAUUAUGUAUUUCUCUUAAAAGAAAUUCCUAAGGGGGGAAAAAGCACCUAUGAAACAGAAUAAUAUGAUAAAGACAACAUCUGGAAUCAGAAAAUAAUUCAAGCAUGGAAUAGGUAUUUAUUAUUAUAAGAACCUCUUGACUAUGGCUACAUAGCAGAGGCCUCACAGAGAUGGAGCCAGGCAUGCACACUCACCACAUGCCCCAGAAAGGGACUUAAUCCAGUCAGGGAGUAGUGUCCAUUCAAGGGAGGUUUAUCUUUUGACUUCAGAAUCUGUCUUAAACAGCCAAGGCUCUGUCUGUAGAAUCUUAUAAUUCAAAAUGAUUUGUACUAAAAAGGCAACUUUAUAGAACAGAUACAAGGGAAAUUUGCUAAACAAGAGACUAAAAGGUGCAAACUGAAAUGAUUAAAGAUUCUGUUUUCCUCUAGUUUGAGUUGAUAUAAAUUUGAAUGUAUUUGGUAUUGUUCUCAAAACGCAAUGUACUUUUUGUUCCACAAAUAAUAGAAGCUUUAGGAGCUCCAAAUAGUAACACAAGUUUUGAUCUACUUGGACUUCUCUUCACCUUAGUUUUCUCAAGACAUAUAAAACCUCUUUUAUCUCCAAGUCUAGGAUCAAUGAAACCAGGGAUACUUUACCACUGAGCUACAUCCCCAGCCUUUAUUUUGAGACAGGGUUUCACUAAAUUGCCCAGGCUGACCUUGAAAUUUUUUCUUUUACUCUAAUUUGUUAUGUAUGACGGCAGAACACAUUACAAUUCAUAUUACACAUAUAGAGCACAAUUUUUCAUCUUUGGUUGUAUGCAGUCACACUAUUCGUGUCUUCAUACAUGUACUUAGGGUAAUGAUGUCCAUCUCAUUCCACCGUCUUUCCUAACCCCAUGCCCUCUCCUUUCACCUCCCUCCCCUUGAGUUUUUGAUCAUUCUGCCUCAGCCUCCCGAGUUGCUGGGAUUACAGGUGUGCACUACUGCACCUGGCUAAUUUCUUUUUUACUCAUUACUUUCAUAUUUUACACACAAAUUACAAAUGGAAGAUACUGGGUUCCAAUGUUUUUUUCCCAGUUUUCCUUACGCUGUCUUUCUCAAAACUCUUAAGCUGGGUGUGGUGGCUCAGGAGGCUGAGGCAGAAGGAUCACAAGACUUGCCUCAGCAACUUCAGACCCUGUGUGAAAAAAUUAAAAAGGGUCGAGGAUGCAGCUCAGUGAUAAAGUGCCCCUGGGUUCAAUCCCCAGUACCAAAAUAAAUAAAAAUUUAAAAUACUCUAUCAAUCACAAUUAUUUAAUGGAGACGCAAGGAGUGAUUAAUUCAAGAAAACCUAGAAGUUUUAGUCACUCAUUGCCCAGAAAAGUCUAACAGUGCUAAAGAAAAUUCUGAGAAUUCUUCCACCAAGAGAAAGGAGAAAGCUACUUACCAUAAUACUAUUAUUAGAUAUGACCACCCUUGAAAGAGCAGUUAGUACUAUCUGAAACAAAUAGGAAGCAUCUCAAUGUAGCUAAAAGCAUUUUUCCCCCCAAAAGUGUACUCUUUGUAAGGAACAAGUAACUGCUUUGCCCACAAGUAACUGCUUAAUUACACCUAAACUGGUUUUACUUCUGGUGAUGUUGAAGAGUAGAGCUAACAAGGGAUUUGCCCUAAAGCAAUUAAAUCACUGGAGACUGGUGCAGUGGGGCAAGCUGGGAAUUCCAGCUACUCAGGAGGCUGAGGGGGGAGGAUUCCAAAAUUGAGGCUUAUUUAGGGAGGCCAUGUCUGAAAAAAAGCAUGUUGGGGAUUAUUAAGUCAGUGGGACAAUGCUUGCCUAGCAUGUGCAAGGCCCUGGGUCUGAUCCCUAGCACUACAAAAAACAACAAAAAAGACAAAAUUCUUAGUAGCAAAGCUAUGUAGAAAAUUAACUUGUGUGGACUUCCUCCUGACCAAACAAGAUAGGAUAAAUGUUCAUUUUACCAGCAUUCCUCAGGUGAACUGCUAAAAGACAAGGCAGUGUGCUAAAUGUUUUACCAAUAGAUCAAUAAACUACCACAAAAAAGAAAGUGUUAAUGGUAAGAAAUUAAUCACAAAUCACCAAAUAGGAUGGGCUUAAAAAACAAACUUUAUUCCAAUUACCACAAAAAGUAUGUUAACUUUUUAUACUUUUUUUAAAAGUAUGUUAACAGAUUUGAAUUUAACUCAUAGUCACAUAACUCAAAACAGCAAAGAGUUUGUGUGUUUAACUGCUUUUAAUAACAAAACUUUAUAAGAGGGAACAGACCCCCACACAAUUUGGGAGCUAUUUAGGCAAGCAAAUAUUAAGCAAAAGCAUUAAAAGCUAAAAAUCCUCAAAUUUA